Molecule: messenger RNA, 2517 nt
Organism: Lates calcarifer (barramundi perch)
Lineage: Eukaryota; Metazoa; Chordata; Actinopteri; Centropomidae
Gene: actr3
Product: actin related protein 3
Exons: 12
Coding region: 151-1407 (418 amino acids)
Biological process (GO): Arp2/3 complex-mediated actin nucleation
Cellular component (GO): actin cortical patch; Arp2/3 protein complex
Molecular function (GO): actin filament binding
Source: RefSeq, a predicted model, not a curated record
CCUGCCUGCUAGAAGCCGAGUGCGGAAGUGGAAACGGCACUCUGCGGGCUCAGGGUUCCGCCUGUGGACGGUUUGCCAGAUCCUCCCGCGGACAUAGUCUACUAUCCAUCAAAAUUUAACCGUUUCCAAACAACAGAGUACCGGGGAGAGAUGGCUGGACGGUUACCGGCGUGUGUUGUCGACUGCGGCACAGGUUACACCAAAUUGGGGUAUGCAGGGAACACAGAGCCACAGUUCAUCGUUCCAUCAUGUAUCGCCAUCAAAGAGUCUGCCAAGGUCGGAGACCAGGCCCAGCGAAGAAUGAUGAAGGGGGUGGAUGACUUGGAUUUCUACAUUGGAGAUGAGGCAGUAGACAAGCCCACAUAUUCCACUAAGUGGCCAAUCCGUCAUGGGAUUGUGGAGGACUGGGACCUAAUGGAACGCUUCAUGGAGCAGAUCAUCUUCAAGUACCUGAGGGCUGAGCCUGAGGACCACUACUUCCUCCUGACAGAGCCUCCUCUCAACACACCAGAAAACCGAGAGUACACAGCUGAGAUCAUGUUUGAGUCCUUCAAUGUACCAGGGCUGUACAUUGCUGUGCAGGCUGUGCUCGCUCUGGCAGCUUCUUGGACAUCCAGACAGGUGGGAGAGAGGACGCUGACAGGCACAGUCAUCGACAGCGGAGACGGUGUCACCCACGUCAUCCCUGUGGCUGAAGGUUAUGUUAUUGGCAGCUGUAUAAAGCACAUUCCCAUCGCAGGACGAGACAUCACCUACUUCACCCAGCAGCUGCUGAGGGAGAGGGAGGUGGGCAUCCCACCAGAGCAGUCGCUUGAGACAGCCAAGGCAGUAAAGGAGCGGUUCAGCUACGUGUGCCCAGAUCUAGUCAAAGAAUUCAACAAGUACGACACAGACGGCUCCAAGUGGAUCAAGCAGUACACCGGCAUCAACGCCAUCAGCAAGAAGGAGUUUACCAUCGACGUUGGCUACGAACGCUUCCUGGGACCAGAGAUCUUCUUCCACCCUGAGUUUGCCAACCCUGACUUCACCCAGCCUAUCUCUGAGGUCGUGGACGAGGUCAUUCAGAACUGCCCUAUCGAUGUCAGGCGUCCUCUCUAUAAGAACAUUGUUCUGUCAGGAGGCUCCACCAUGUUCAGGGACUUUGGGCGCCGUCUGCAGAGAGACUUAAAGAGGACGGUUGAUGCCCGACUGAAGAUGAGUGAGGAGCUGAGUGGAGGCAAACUCAAGCCAAAACCAAUCGACGUCCAAGUUAUCACUCAUCAUAUGCAGAGAUAUGCAGUGUGGUUUGGUGGAUCAAUGUUAGCAUCAACUCCUGAGUUCUACCAGGUCUGCCACACCAAAAAGGACUACGAGGAGAUCGGGCCGAGCAUCUGCCGCCACAACCCCGUGUUUGGAGUCAUGUCUUAACUUUGGACCUCCCGAAGUCUAACAGCUGGGGAUGAGGGGGGGUGGCGGGGUGGGUGCGGGGUGAGGAUUGACGAAGUUAGGUCAGACUCAGGAGGUGGGGGGGGGGGGGGGAUGGUGGCGCUUCUGUGCUUUUUGAUUAUUCGUUCAGCUAUGGAUGUGUAAGACGCAAAGGAGAUCCAGAAUAUGAAAGGAGAGGGGGAAAAAAAAAAACAAAAAACAAAAAGGAAAGAGACCAGACCAAACACAGAGCGGCUGGAAGAUUUAUUGUGAAUGUUCCUUCUUUUUCUUUCUUUCUUUGUAUUUUCUUUUCAAAAUGAGGGAAAAAUGGUUCGUAAGCCAAAACAAGUUUAAGAACAUUUCUGGAUCGGUUGAGCAACAUGCAGUGAGUGAGGAUGAUAAAGAUGAUGACGAUGACGAUGACGAUGACGAUGAUGAUGAUGAUGAUGAUGAUGAUGAAUAUAAAGAUGGUGUUGGUGGAGGCCUAAGAUGAUGACAUUGAUAGUAAUUUCCUGACACCAGAACAUAUUAUUUAUGUUUAUAGAACAUGAGUCCAGGCAAGAUCCCAUGACUCUUGAAAUCAUUGACAAGUUUAGAACAUAUUAUUGUCUGCUUUUAUUUUCUGCAAAUUAUUUCAGCUUCAAAUGCACAUGUCUGUGUAUCACGGUAAGAGCUUGUUUAUAUUUCAUACAAAAGUUUUUAUAUGUAAAACUUGGGAAAUCAGGGGUAAAAAAAAAAAAAUGAAUUAAUCAAUUCCAAUAUGAACAAGAGACUGUUUAAACCCAGGAUGCAGCUUUGAUACUCAGUAUUUUUUGAGUUUGAGUACUAUUGUUCCCCACCUGUGUCAUCGCUGUCUGCCUUUUAAUUCUUCAUAAAUUCAUUUGCAUCUGCUUUCACUUCAGACAGUGUCAGGUUUCCACCUCUGUGAUGCAGAGAGAGAAAAGAGAGAGGACUUACUAAGGUUAUAAAAAAAGAAACUGAAUAAGAAUGACUGUCAGACCAGUAUUGUUAGAAUAGAAGUUUUUUAUUAUUAAAUACCAAAUUAUUCAAAGAAUGGGAUUUGUGUAUUUAAUGCCUUGCAACAUUCCAAUAAAGGCUCAAAUUUGUUUCUAA